This is a messenger RNA of Puccinia graminis f. sp. tritici CRL 75-36-700-3, 1500 nucleotides long. RefSeq lists its product as uncharacterized. NCBI's taxonomy places the organism in Eukaryota, Fungi, Basidiomycota, Pucciniomycetes, Pucciniales, Pucciniaceae. The record is from RefSeq and is a predicted model, not a curated record. The transcript is spliced from 4 exons. The coding region runs from base 120 to 980 and encodes 286 amino acids.
GAUUGGAGAGAGACAGGCCGAUCGGCUCAUGUCCUUCUGCCCUUCAACAUCAAAUAUCAACAUCAUUCCAUUCCCACUCGCUGCCCCAUUGUUCCUUAUUGAUCUAGCCGAUCGUUCGAAUGUUGGAAAACGCUUUCUCCAAAUGGGCAGCUGAGCAGUCACCCUUUGACCCCACAGACCCGGCUGGAAUUCAACAUUGUUUGUACUGCUUCGAUUCAUUGUAUUCCGAGUUAAACAACCAGAACACGCAUGGGAAACACGAAGACAAUCUGUUGAAUAACCUGGAGGAAAGCAUAGGUACCGAUGAAUUCCCUUUGUUCGUGACCUGGAAUAUCACCUCGAGUGGAACUAGACCCAAGCUCAGAGGCUGUAUCGGCAACUUCGCACCCAGUCCGUUGAAUGAAGGGUUAAAAGACUACGCGGUAAUUAGUGCUCUCAAGGAUCACCGUUUUUCCCCCAUCACGCUUACGGAUUUGAAGAGAUUAAGCUGUACAGUCUCCCUCUUACACACUUUCGAAGAUUGUGCAACAUUUACCGAUUGGACGAUUGGCCAGCACGGGAUCUACAUCCAUAUCCCCGACCCCAACCAACCGAUCACUAGCAACUCGCCCUCCGAGCCGAUCACCCCAUCUUCACAAGAUGCCGAGAAUUCUACCAGCCCCGAUGCCUUAGCGAGCGUAUUGUCCCAAGUCCAGGCCACGCCAUCGACCACUCGAACUUCUAGAAAUCGUCCAAGGUCUUGGGCCGGCCAUAAACGACGCCAAAUGAUGAGUGCGACUUACUUGCCCGACGUUGCUGGCGAGCAAGGAUGGACCAAGGUCGAGGCGAUCGAUUCUGCAAUAAGAAAAGCUGGAUGGAGAGGUCCUAUCACACCAGCACUGCGUAGCUCACUGAUCAUUGAAAGAUAUCAAUCUUCUAAAUACACCGCGACUUAUCAAGAUUGGAAAGAAUGGAGAGCGCGGUUAGGUUUGCCACUUUAAUCGAAUUAGGUCAAUGAGCGAGCGGAACAAAAAAAACGAAAGAAACAAAACCUUGCUUGUCCAAUUUCCCUCACCAUCUGUUUCUUUUAUUUGUGACAUUUGACGGACGACCUGAGCCCCUGUUGUAUUGUUUGUAUGUAUCAACUCAAAUCCCACCAAGAUUUUCAUUCUUCGGUAUGACUUCAUGACUACAUGUUAAACCGCUCGAUUGCGCCAAGAGAAGGUUUCCUUUUGGGCGUUUGCUUAAAUGCCCUGCUCUUGGCUUGCUUGAUUUAUGCAAAUCUUUUUGUGUCUUUACCAAUUGCCUCAUCCACCGCCAUGAGACUGGCACAUACUCGAAAAGUUUCUUCUUUUUUUGCCAUUCCAUCUUUAUUGUGUAGAUUGAUCAUCAUGAGUGAUUCGUUCGCAGGUGGUUGGGAGAUGUACAUACAUUGCUCAGAAUCAAUAGAUGAGUUCAUACGUAUCCAUAGCUUAUAUCAAAUUGUGCACUUCUUGAUCGACUGGAGGUAGAACCCUACGA